UGAGGGGAUGGUAUAUAAUUAGUGGGAAGAAAGCUCACUCCGCAGUCUCCUGGGUCAGGGCAAUUUGCAAUGAGUUGAGUCUCGAUGCUUGCCUUGUGAAGCAUUGAAGCUCCGGACAGAAAAAAGCGUAUUUACCUACACUCGUCACGCCCAGUGGCAUCCUGUUGGACUGCACCGCUCGUUUCCAGCAUAAUUACACGCAACUGAUGCGAACAAGGCCUCCGCGGUCUCGGUUAUGAUGGGGCGCCUAAACGAUCUCAUAGCCCUCCUUGCACUGUUGAGCGGCAGUGCCACAUCCGCUGCCGUAAGAAACACGGCUUCUCAGGCUCGCGCGGCGGAAUUCAACAACCCGGUGCUCUGGGAGGACUAUCCGGACCUGGACGUGUUCCGGGUCGGGUCGACCUUCUACUACUCCUCCUCCACGUUCGCCUACUCCCCGGGGGCUCCGGUGCUCAAGUCGUACGACCUGGUGAACUGGACCCCCGUCACCCACUCGGUCCCGACGCUCAACUUUGGGGACCGCUACAACCUCACGGGCGGCACGCCGGCCGGCUACGUCAAGGGCAUCUGGGCGUCGACGCUGCGGUACCGGCCCUCCAACGACAAGUUCUACUGGUACGGCUGCGUCGAGUUCGGCAAGACGUACAUCUGGACCAGCUCCGGCACGCGCGCGGGCGACAGGGACGGCGAGGUGGACCCCGCCGACUGGGUCUGGGAGCCGCACCCGCCCAUCGACCGGUGCUACUACGACAGCGGCCUGUUGAUCGACGACGACGACAAGAUGUACAUCGCGUACGGCAACCCCAAGAUCGAGGUCGCCGAGCUGUCCGACGACGGGCUCACCGAGGUCUCCUCCCGGGUCGUCUACACCCCGCCGGCCGGCACCACCAUCGAGGGCUCGCGCAUGUACAAGGUCGGCGACGCCUACUACAUCCUGGUGACGCGGCCGGCCGACGCCGAGUGGGUGCUCCGGUCGACGUCCGGGCCCUUCGGCCCGUACGAGCAGCGCGAGCUCGUGUCGCGCAUCAACGGGCCCCUCUCCAACGCCGGCUUCGCCCACCAGGGCGGCAUGGUCGACACCCCGGACGGCCGCAGCUGGUACUACGUCGCCUUCAUGGACGCGUACCCGGGGGGCCGCAUCCCCGUGGUCGCGCCGCUGCGCUGGACGGACGACGGGUGGCCCGAGGUGGUGACGGACGCGCAGGGCGGCUGGGGCGCCAGCUACCCGGUCCCCGUGGAGACGGGCAAGACGGUGCCGGACGACGGCUGGGAGCUGGACGAGUUCAGGGGCGGCCGGCUGAGCCACCACUGGGAGUGGAACCACAACCCGGACCCGGCCCGCUUCGCGCUCGCGGGCGGGGACGAGGGCGGGCUGGUGCUGCAGGCGGCGACGGUGACGGAGGACCUGUUCGCGGCCAGGAACACGCUCACGCGGAGGAUCAGGGGCCCCAAGUCGAGCGGCACGUUCCGGCUGGACGUCAGCAGGAUGCGCGACGGCGACCGGGCCGGGGCCGUGCUGUUCCGGGACACGGCGGCGUAUAUCGGCGUGUGGAAGCAAGGGGACGAGGCCACCAUCGUCGUAGUCGACGGCCUUGAGCUGGCUCUGAGCUCCUGGACGACCGUCUCGACCGGGAGGGUGGCCGAGACGGGCCCGACCCUGAGCAGCACGCAGGAUGUCUGGCUCCGGAUCGAGGCCGACAUCACGCCCGCGUUCGGGACCAACACGGCAAGGACCACGACUUUCUCGUACAGUGUGGACGGCGGGAAGACCUUUGUCCGUCUUGGCCCGGCCUUCUCGAUGAGCAAUACUUGGCAAUACUUUACGGGCUACAGGUUCGGAGUCUUCAACUUUGCCACCAAGGAGCUUGGGGGCGAAGUCAAGGUCAAGAGCUUCCAGAUGCAGCCUCUGUGAACAUUAUAGUCCCCAAGUUGGAAUGGACUUUGACUAGUACGACAGGCGAGAUUACUUAUUACAAUCUUAUUACAAUUGACUCUUGAGGCGCUUUCUGCGGCAAUGGAAUGUCUCUAGCUUCUUAGUCUCACUCUUUCAACUUAAACUGUGAACCCUG
Molecule: messenger RNA, 2069 nt
Organism: Thermothelomyces thermophilus ATCC 42464
Lineage: Eukaryota; Fungi; Ascomycota; Sordariomycetes; Sordariales; Chaetomiaceae
Product: glycoside hydrolase family 43 protein
Exons: 1
Coding region: 236-1912 (558 amino acids)
Biological process (GO): carbohydrate metabolic process
Molecular function (GO): hydrolase activity, hydrolyzing O-glycosyl compounds
Source: RefSeq, a predicted model, not a curated record